AUGCAAAAGUUUAUCCUCCUGGGCCUUCUGCCCUCCCUUGCCCUUGCCGGCAGGAUCUCGUCCCCGUUCGUGCUCCGUCGGACCGAUGGCGGUGGUGGAUAUGAUGAGGAGAGCUGCGAGGACUUGGGCAUGCAGGACUGCGGUGGUUGUAUCCCUCUGGACUACACUUGCUGCCCUGCGCAAACCGGCGGUUGCCCACCUGAUCAAAGGUGCGUUGUUGGGGACGAUGGCGAGGAUGGCUGCUGCCCGGAGGGCUACACUUGCACCGGCAACGGCGGCGUGAGCUCGACCACCUUCUCUCUCACCACCUCGACCUCGACCUCGGCCGUCGUUGAGGAGCCGUCCCCGACUCCCACCGGCGGUGCCAACGAGGAAACUCCCCCGGAUUACGGCGAGAUCCCGGGUCCCACGCUCGUCGACCCUAAUCCGGAGGAGACACCCACUCCCACGCCUGAGCCCACUCCUGAGCCCAGCCCCGAGCCCACCAGCUCGGAGGAGGCCGAGACCACCGAGACGACCUCAACCCCCACCUCAUCUCCAGAGGCCGAGAGCUCAACCACCACCGAGGACGCCGCCGAAUCCACCACCACCGAGUCCGCCAGCGCCAGCGCCAGCGAGACGGCAUCCGAGGAGGCCACGUCAACCACCGCCUCCGAAGACGCGAGCUCCACCUCCGCGGCCGCGUCCACCAUCUCCACCACCACCACCGUAGCGCCGACGCUCUCCGCCAGCAGCACGCUCUCCUUCUCCAACGGCACCUUCACAACCGCCUCCACCACCGCCUACACGACCUCAACCGUCUACACAACCACCACCCGAACCAUCACCUCCUGCCCGCCCUCCCACCCCUGCCAAUCCGGCACGGUCGUCACCGAAACCAUCGCCGUCUCCACCACCAUCUGCCCCGUGGUCGAGAACCCGCCCCUCCCCACCCCCACCAACACCCCCGCCACCAUCAUCAACGGCGGCGACAGCACCACCACCACCGUCGCCCCCGUCAACACGCCCGUGGUCGUCUGCCCCGGCAACGGCCAGGCCUGCAGCCCCGUCGACAACGACAACAACGGCGGUGACUCCGACAACGAGACGCCCUCGGCCAGCAGCAGCAGCGUCGCCACGCCGCCGUCGUACACGCACGGCGGCGCCCACCCCACCGGGUCGGUGCCCAAGCCGCCCAUGACGACUGGCCAUGUGCCUGUGACGGCGGGGGCGGCGCGGGUGGGCCAGGCGGUGAGCGGGGUGGUGGUGGUGUUGGGGUUUGCGGUGGCGUUUUUGUAA
Chaetomium globosum CBS 148.51 is the source of this 1278-nucleotide messenger RNA. RefSeq lists its product as uncharacterized. The transcript has a single exon. Bases 1 to 1278 code for a protein of 425 amino acids. The record is from RefSeq and is a predicted model, not a curated record. Lineage: Eukaryota; Fungi; Ascomycota; Sordariomycetes; Sordariales; Chaetomiaceae.